Ctenocephalides felis (cat flea) is the source of this 696-nucleotide messenger RNA. Its product is annotated as nuclear pore complex protein Nup214-like. Gene Ontology annotation, molecular function: protein binding. The transcript has 5 exons. The coding region runs from base 88 to 696 and encodes 202 amino acids. NCBI's taxonomy places the organism in Eukaryota, Metazoa, Arthropoda, Insecta, Siphonaptera, Pulicidae. The record is from RefSeq and is a predicted model, not a curated record.
CUUUUUGAAAUGGUAUAAAUGCUACUUAUUAAGGGUAAUAAUUAUAUUUUAUUAUUGGCACAAUAUUAAAUAGAAUUAGUUGAAAAAAUGUCGGUAAAUGCGCCAAACCCUAAAGAAGUUCAGGAUUUCAAAUUUAUAUUGCACAGUAAAGUUAAAAUAUUUGAAAAAUGUGAAACGCCGUGUAAUAACACUUCCCUUUUAUGUGCUGCGAGUCGGUUUGGAUUAAUUUUCACUGCUUGUCAAAAUAUUGUUAAAGUUGUACAGCUAUCAGCUUUGGUACAAAACUCACCUAAAGAUAAAAAUGUUGCUGUUCGAAAACAAGAACUCCCUGGGCAUGUAACUUAUCUUGCUGUGAAUUGUGAUCAUACAGUUUUGUCCAUAGUGUUAACUUCUAAUGGAAACUUUAUAUUACAAUUUUAUGAUGUUACUUCAUAUUAUAAACAGACGAUAGUGUUAGUUAGCGAAGUAAGGCUACCCAGCCCUUUGUUACAAAUGUCAUGGAAUCCCUGUAUAGCAAAUGUAGUAGCUGCUACUUUAGAAAAUGGCACAUUGUGGUCCUGUGAAUUUGGUAAUGGCCCGAAAAUAAAUUCAACAGAAAAUGAUGUGCAAGCUUUAUCAUUAUCAUGGAGCCCGAAGGGGAAAAAAUUGUCAUUGGGACAAAAUCUGGCACAUUAUGCCAAUUCAAACCAGAUUUGA